This is a messenger RNA of Alligator mississippiensis (American alligator), 2828 nucleotides long. It is a transcript of the gene FAM174C, whose product is annotated as family with sequence similarity 174 member C. Lineage: Eukaryota; Metazoa; Chordata; Crocodylia; Alligatoridae. The transcript has 3 exons. Gene Ontology annotation, cellular component: extracellular region. The record is from RefSeq and is a predicted model, not a curated record. The coding region runs from base 78 to 461 and encodes 127 amino acids.
GCCCUGCCAAGCGACGCACCAGCCCGGCCACUUCCGGCGGAAGCUCCCUGCGCCGCGCGUGUCACCGGAGCGACGCCAUGGCCCCGCGGGAGCGCGCCUGCUCCUUCCUCCUCCUCCUCCUCCUCCUCCUCUUCCUCCUCGCGGCCUGCGCCGCCGCCACCGGCACCGCCACCCCGCCCGCCAACGGCACCGGCAUCGGCGCGCCCGGCAACGGCACGGGGGGCGGCGGCGGCUGGCGGGGCCCGGGCGGCCUCAACGUGUCCGUGGUGCACCGCGCCUUCUACGUGCUGAGCGGCGUGUGCGCGCUCGCCGCGCUCUACUUCCUGGUGCGCGCGCUCAGGUUGAGGAAACCUCAGAGGAAGAAAUACGGCCUGCUUUCCAACUACGACGAGCACGUGGAGAUGACGUCGCUCGACAGCGACGAGGACACGGUGUUCGAGACGCGGAAUUUGAGGCGAUGAUGUGGGACCCAGGGCUCGCUCUGCACAGACGGACCCGGAAGGUGCACGCCCAGCUGCAGGAUCGCCUCGCCAAUUUUCGGGGGUUGUUUUGUCCUAACUGCUUAAAAUGACUGCUAAUUAACAGCACGAAAUGUUCUCACUGGGGGCAGGGCAGUGUAACCCUGUCUCCCCCUCUCCCGCGCGCCUCGUGUAGGGGAAGGUGGAGUGACAGGAGCCCUGCAGCAUGGGGACCAGACACGGGAAAGCUUUAAAACUCUUCAUAACAAACACGUGACUCUCUGGGGUGGACUGAACAUAUGGGACCUGAGUGUUCGAGCCUUGUCUUCUGGCUUGGGCAUUCCAAUCAAUAUCCCAUCUCCAUCCAUUCCCCACCCUCUACUAAGUAGGGCAUUCGAGCCAAAGUACUCUUGGGGAGUUGGGUACUUUCACUUGCCAUGUCAGUAUAUGGUCACUUCUUUAUUAAUAGACUCUGUACCUGGCUGUGUCCAGUGCGAUCAGUCAGGAGGGAUCCUCUUGCUUGCUGAGGGAUGGGUGCUAUGUUCAGUUAGUGUGGGCAGCUGGGAGGAUAGCUCAGGGACCAGUGCGUCUGGGGCAGCCGUGUUCUGGCUGUUGCUAUCAGCGCUUAUGCAGCAGCUUGGAGGUAGAAAUCGUGCUAUGGCAAUACAGGUUGUUACCCCUUUUGGAGAAGGGGAAAGAUGGCACUUGGCUAGGAGAGCGUUUCUCUGAAGCACCAGCAGUGACUAGCGUGUGCUCGCUGCGAGAUCAGCGGCGCGUCAGCGAACAGCAGCAAACCAAAGGACCUGCAAGCGUCGCCUGCACCGCAGAAAUGUUCGAUGGCUGCCCAGCUGCUGGACUCGGAGGGCUGUGAUCGUGCGCAGAAGGAUUAGCUGAGCACCGUGCUCCAAGCUAGAGGGUCUUGCUCCCUGUGCGGUUGUGACAUGUUCAAAGAGGAGGAAUAACCCUGAGGAGGAGCUGAUGCCGGAUCCCUGUGGACUGUCGAUCUUCACCUGAGGCAGCUCUGCUUCGACAGGAACCCCUCCUUGAGGGAGGGCCGUAGCUCUGGUGGUGUUCGGACUCUGGACUGCACCAGGCCGUCUGCCCAGCGGACUGCAGGGAAAUCAUCUGUACCACUGAGGGUUGUUGUGGGUCCUGUGGUGAUGGUGGGUGGGGAGUAUUUGAAUGUAUUACAAUCGUGCAGUGUGCCUCUCUGCCAGCACGGUGGGAACUAGGCUGGAAUGAUCCUGCUCACAGCACGCUUUCUUAGCACAUGGCUUCCACCCCUGCGUGGGCAGCCAGUGGGGUGACACUGCUCUUGGGCAAUGGAGGGCAGGACAGUCUUGCAAGCCUUAACAUGCUCCCUCGCUUGUGAAGGAGGAGUGCCUUUGUUACAGGAAGCCAAGGGGAGUCAUCCUGCCGGCAGGAGUUCCCUGGCUGGGGAGGUGCAGCUGUGAGGCCAGACUGCGGUGUUAGGCGUGUCCAUUAAGCAUCUGUGGGAAGGGAAGCCCUGGAAACAGGAUGGUAGCUUCUAGAUGGCAACGAUUUCUCCUUGUUGAAGAGGGAGAAGCUGGCAAUUAGGAAAGGAGCUCUUCCUCCUUCAGCAGCGCUGCGUGGUUUUGUACCAGCCACGUGGCAGCGGAGAGCUGUUGUCCUGGGAGCACCAUGCUCUUGGGGUUCAUCUACACAAGGCCUAGUACCUCGCCACUGUAGGCAAGUCACCCCUCUCCAUCCCACCCUGCGCGCCUUGGGGAGGCGCAGAUGCACUUCGGGUUUAGCAGCAAAAGUAUUUGUGGAAAUGCCUUCCCAGGGAGGCAUGCCAGCGCCUCGGCCUGCCCCAACCUCAGCUCCCUUUUAUCCUUUAAUGCUCAGUUUAAGCACUUUUUCCUUGCCCGUGUGCUGCAUUACGGUCAGCUGCCAUGGUCCAAGGCCCUCCUGCCCUGCAGGUCAUGCCGCCAGCUAGUUGAUUUUGAUUCAUCAGCUGCAUUACCUUUGCGCUCUCUAACAGGAGCUGACAUUUCCCUUAACUCUUCAGCCCCCAGCACAAACCUAAUUUCCCCUAAAGCUUGAUUUGCAGAGCCCUGAAGUCAGACAGUUUACUUCAAUCCUCUUAGUUAACCUGUGUGGCUCAGCAUUUUUGCCGUCAUGCUCAUCGGCUUUCCAUUAGCUGAAGCAAGGCAUUUUUUUUUAAUUUUUUAUUUCUUUUAUCCUUUAAGCUCUUGUUCCUGUUUGGACCAAGGGAGUUGGCAAGCUUUGAUUUUCCUGGGUUUGUUGGAAUGGAUGAUUCCAAGAAAAUAACGAUUGUGUAUUUUAACAUGUGGAUGAUUUAAUGAUUCUGGUGGAAGUAAAGGGGACCUAUUUUUUUUUUAAGUA